AUGCAGAUUGCACACAUCCUAAAUCUUGGUAGCCACAACAAAGCGAAGGGCAAUCCUUUAGAGGCAGAACUCUCUCGUCGCCGUUUCUGGGCUUGCCAUCUUAUCAACUGUCACAGCUCAGAGUCGAUGUUUGCGAUCAAUCCGCCGGACAAAAUUGCGGCCCUGCCACUUCCCUGGUGCGACAGCCAUUUUGAUUGUGGGAAAUCCGAAGAUCAACCCGUAUAUCUUGAUUCGGAUAGCACCAAUGGUGGAAUAUACAGCGAGUUGAUCAAGGGAAUGACAAUCUGGUCUUCCGUAAAUACUUUGAUCAAGUCAUCCACAUUGAGCCAGGAGAACAGACAAGCCGCGAUAUAUGAGCAUGACACGGCUGUAAAGAAGUGGUGGAGAGGAGUUCCUGAUAGUUUUCGCCUCACACCUACAGCACCUACGAACUUGGCAACAUUUGAUCGUGUGGAUCUCAUGAAAAUUGUCAUGAUCAAUACCAUUUACCUGCAGUCUCUAUGCGCCUUACAUUCUUCAAUUGUACCGCUGUUUUCCUGGGGACCAUCCAAUUUGACCUCGGAAAUGGCUCAACACUUCUCAGCCCAGGUCGCGUACCAUAACGCGUGCCUGCUCUCAGAACUUCUCGGAAUGUAUCUUGAAUAUUCAACUGAUAUGGCAGGAAUUUCCAGUUACAUCGGUUUUGCUGCUUAUUGCAGUUUUGCCAUUCAAGUGCCUUUUAUCAAAUGCCUGAACCCGACUGUCAAGGAAAGAGCGAAAAGAAACACUGCCAUCAAUCUUCGCGUUAUCAGAGGCUUGAGCGAAUACUGGAGGUUUAUGACUUUAGUCGAGAGAUAUGCAAGCUACCUCACAAAGACACAUCUCCAGAAUGAUCUCAACCUGGAAGACGAGCCAAAAGGCCUUGAUCCUGGAAAACUUACCGGAUUUCGCAUGAAUGCAUCAAGAGCAAGAGCCUCAAUCUUGAGCCUCAAUACCAUUCUCUGGAAGGAUGAUGGGUAUACGGUAGAAGGCGAUGAAGUUGCGGACAUUGGACCAUGUGAUAGUAAUGAGUCUCCAGAGCAACAGUUUCCAUCUGAGGUACUCAGCUAUGGAUCAUUUGCCGAACAAAAUCAAGGCCAACCCUCCCUCAACCACUACAACCCAUUGUAUAAUUCAUGGGCUCCCAAUAUUCCUGGAGUGUCUGACAUCAGUGGUCAGGAAACCUCCGACUUGUUUCAGCCGUUAUUGAUAUCAUCCGAAAUGUUCGCUUCGGAAGAUUUGACCUUCUUCGAAGAUCCACCGCUGAUGAACCCAACAUUCCACACUCAAAAUUUAAAUUUGGAUGAUACGUCAUUUGAUCUUGGUGCUCCAUUUCUGACCAGAACUUAG
Exophiala aquamarina CBS 119918 is the source of this 1368-nucleotide messenger RNA. RefSeq lists its product as uncharacterized. Gene Ontology annotation, cellular component: nucleus. The record is from RefSeq and is a predicted model, not a curated record. The transcript has 4 exons. The coding region runs from base 1 to 1368 and encodes 455 amino acids. Lineage: Eukaryota; Fungi; Ascomycota; Eurotiomycetes; Chaetothyriales; Herpotrichiellaceae.